AUGAAACCGCGGCACGUCCGCCGGCUGGCGGUGGCGCUGGCGGCGUGCGGCGCGCUGCUGCUCGUCGCCUCCUUCCUGCCCGGCAUGCUGGACGACGGCGUCCUCCAGGGCGCCGUCAAGGACAAGGACGGCGACACGCCCCCCGCGCACCCCGGCCCGGACGACCCGGGCGGCUUCCACCGCUUCCAGGAGGCGCUGGUGCGCCGCAAGGCCGAGGAGCACGCCUUGGCCCAGGACAGCGCCGAGGACGCCGUCGACGUGUCGGAGAGGGAGGCCGCCAGCAUCAUCCGCGCCGCGAGUCGCUGGAACGAGCACCGGCUGCAGCGGGUGCAGGAGGUGUGCGCGCGCCACAACCUGGGCCUGUACCGGUCCUCCGCCGUGGCACCCGACUUCAAGCUGCCGCCCACGCCGCAGUACGCCGUCUUCUACUACGACCGGUCGCACAAGAUGGCCUGGUGCCCGCUGUACAAGGCGGGCUCCACGUCCUGGCUGUACAACCUGUGCCUGCUGGGCGGCUACUCCGAGCGGGAGCUGCAGGCCACCCAGGAGCAGCUCAGCACGCUGGCGAGGAAGGCCUUCCCGGAGCUCGAGUACCCCGAGGCCGAGGAGGCCCUCCGCGGCAGCCGCAAGAUCCUGGUGGUCCGCCACCCGCUGGCGCGGCUGCUGUCGGCGUACCGCGACAAGCUGGAGAACCGCGUGGCGGGGGCGGAGCACGGCACGGCGCACUUCUACCGCAAGUACGGGCGCCGCAUCGUGGACAAGUACCGCGCCAAGAAGGACGGCGUCGCCGUGGCCACCAGCAGCCUGCUGCAGCCCGGCCACGUGGUGCGCGACCCCGCCAAACCCGCGCCCGCCGACGACGAGCCCACCUUCAAGGAGUUCGUGAAGUACCUCAUCGACGUCGACCUGGCCAACUACGCCGACGACCACUGGAUCCCGUACUACCUGUUCUGCACGCCGUGCCUGCUCAACUACGACAUCAUCGCCAAGGUGGAGACGUACCUGGAGGACCAGGUGUACAUGAUCCGCGCGCUGGGCCUCCAGGACACCGUCAAGCCUCGCUGGAGGCACCGAACGUCGCCCCAAGGCCCAGAGGGGCUGCCGUCGUCCUCGCCCCAGGACGUCAGCCCCACGGCCAGGGCCUACUUCGCGCAGAUCACCGAGCACGAGCUGCGCGCGCUGCACCAGAAGUACAAGCUCGACUUCGAAAUGUUCGACUACGCCAUGGAGGACUACCUACCUUAUGUCUCGCCCAACUGACGCUGACGCUGCGAGAUGAGAUGACGCCGGCUGCAGCGAUGGUUGCGUCCUUGUCUUCGCCAGCACACACCCGCACACACUACACUGACAGCAACGCAAACCAUCG
Messenger RNA from Thrips palmi, 1366 nucleotides. RefSeq names its product carbohydrate sulfotransferase 11-like. NCBI's taxonomy places the organism in Eukaryota, Metazoa, Arthropoda, Insecta, Thysanoptera, Thripidae. The record is from RefSeq and is a predicted model, not a curated record. The coding region runs from base 1 to 1260 and encodes 419 amino acids. Gene Ontology annotation, cellular component: membrane. The transcript has 3 exons. Gene Ontology annotation, biological process: carbohydrate biosynthetic process. Gene Ontology annotation, molecular function: sulfotransferase activity.